UGAUAUUAGAAAGAUAAGACGAUGCCAAAUGCAUAUAAGUAGCCUACGAAUCCAACAAUAUCUAGUUUUACAAAGUGACAGAUUCACUGAGCUCGCACACAAGAUGUUCUCUGUAGCUAUCGUUGCCUGUCUUGUCUCCGUGGCAGUGGGUAUGACAACACAGCAUGGGCACCACGGCCAUCACACACAUCCCGCCAACCAUGGCCACCAUGGCACCCAUCCUACACAUGAACCUAACAUCAACGAGAAUUUUAUGUUUCACUACGAUGCUCACUCGCACACAAUGGCGGUGAAGACCAGCAAGCAAUGCUGUCUCUACAUGUUGUCUGCAGAUGAACAAACCAGUGUACACUCAUCAACAGGACUUCAUGCUAUCGAGAAGAAUAUAAUUGAUCUCAUUGACGCCAACACCGUUACCACCGCCAUGGAUCUUACCGCCAUGAGCCAUGGACUAAGCCAUUUCUGUGGAAAACUUACCGCCAUGAGAUUGAAUUAAAUUAAUAUACAUUCAACGCUG
Ostrea edulis (European flat oyster) is the source of this 517-nucleotide messenger RNA. RefSeq lists its product as uncharacterized. Bases 29 to 496 code for a protein of 155 amino acids. The record is from RefSeq and is a predicted model, not a curated record. The transcript has 4 exons. NCBI's taxonomy places the organism in Eukaryota, Metazoa, Mollusca, Bivalvia, Ostreida, Ostreidae.